CUCACUGCACUGGCCGCCAUGGGCCUGAGGCUGCUGCUCCCACUGCUACUGCUCUGGACACAGAGGACCCAGGGGUCUGAGCUGGACCCUAAUGGGCAGCAUGUCUGCAAGGACAACAGCCCCUCUGCUGAGCUCCAGUGCUGCCCAGGCUGGAGGCAGAAGGAUCAAGAAUGCACCAUUGCCAUCUGUGAGGGGCCCGAUGCCUGCCGGGAAAACGAAGUGUGUGUGAAGCCAGGCCUCUGUCGAUGCAAACCUGGAUUCUUCGGGGCCCAGUGCAACUCCCGCUGCCCGGGCCAGUACUGGGGCCCCGACUGCCGCGAGAGCUGUGCCUGCCACCCCCACGGGCAGUGCGAGCCUGACACUGGUGUGUGCCGCUGCCAAGCCAACCGCUGGGGUAGCCGCUGCGAGUUCGAGUGCACUUGCAGCCCUCACGGGCGUUGCGACCAGAAGACCGGCGCGUGCCACUGCGAGGCGGGUUGGUGGUCGACCAAGUGCCACCACCGGUGCCAGUGCAACCCAGUGGCAGCCCGCUGUGACCAGGCCACGGGCAACUGCCUGUGCGAGGUGGGCUGGUGGGGCCGCCGCUGCAGCUUCCGCUGCAAUUGCCACGGCUCGCCGUGCGCCAAGGAGUCGGGUCGCUGCGCCUGCUGGCCGGGCUGGUGGGGCCCCGAGUGCCGGCAUCGGUGCGAGUGCGUGCGCGGCCGCUGCAGCGCGGACUCGGGCCAGUGCGCCUGCCCGCCCGGCUUCCACGGCGUGCGCUGCGAGCUACCCUGCCCCGCGGGCCUCUUCGGGGCGCAGUGCAGCCGCAGCUGUGGCCACUGCGAGCAGAACGAGCCGUGCUCCGCAGACACAGGCAGCUGUAAGUCCUGCGAGCCAGGCUGGAACGGGACGCAGUGCCUCCAGCCCUGCCCACCUGGCACCUUUGGUGAGAGCUGUGGACAGCAGUGCCCCCGCUGCUGGCAUGGGGAGGCCUGUCAGCCAGACACUGGGCACUGUCAGAGCUGUGACCCUGGCUGGCUGGGGCCCAGGUGUGAAGACCCCUGCCCAAAUGGCACCUUUGGGGAGGGCUGUGGCUCAACCUGCCCCCCCUGUGUUCAGGGGGCUUGUGAUGCUGUGACUGGGGAAUGUGUCUGCAACGCUGGCUACUGGGGACCCAGCUGCAACGUUUCAUGCCCAUCUGGCUUCCAUGGAAACAACUGCUCUGCUCCCUGUGAAUGCCCAGAGGGCCCCUGCCACCCUGUCUCCGGGGCCUGCCAGCUGGGGUCUCACAGUCAGGAUGCCACCCUCAUCGCUGGCAUCCUUGUGCCUCUGCUGCUGCUCCUCCUGGGCAUUGCCUGCUGUGCCUGCUGCUGUUGGGCUGCGCGGUUGGACCCCAAGGACAGGCCAGCGAGUGAUGGAGCUGCUGUGUCCAGGAUGAAGCUCCAGGUCUUGUGGGAGGCACUGACCAGCCUGGACUUCGCGCUGCCCUGCAGGUCCCUCAGCAGCCACAAGCUUCCCUGGGUGACAGUCUCCCACCACGACCCGGAGAUCCCCUUCAACCACAGCUUCAUUGAGCAGCCCUCUGCUGGCUGGGCCUCAGACGACUCCUUCUCUUCUGAUUACGACUGUGGAGAUGAGGACGAGGAUCCUGCCUACUGCGUGCCACCCAAAGAAGGGAUGGUCCCUGUGGCCCAAGCAGAGUCGCCAGAGGCCAGCCUGGUUGAUGGUCCCUUCCCACCCCCCGAGGAUGCCUCCACACCAUUCGCCAUCCCACGCACUUCCAGCCUAGCACGGGCCAAGCGACCAUCGGUCUCCUUUGCUGAAGGCACCAAGUUUGCACCGCAGAAUCGCCAAAGCUCCGGGGAGCUCUCCAACCCGCUCCGGAAGUCCAAGCGGCUCUCCCGGGGCGGCCAGCCAGGUCCUGAGAGCCAGGAGGCUGAGGAGUCCACAGGCCCUGACAAAACAGAAAGGGACAAGGUCCCUCCUGGGGCACCCAGCCCCAAGGAUUCAGCCACGGGCCACCGCCGGCUCCCACUUUGUGGCCGGACAGUGGCUGAGCGCGUGGAAGCCAUUGAAAGCAGUGUCCAGGAGAGCUCAGGCUCCGUAACCACAAUAUACACCUUGGCAGGGACACCCCGGGAAUCUGAGGGCCCGGUCCGGUCUGUCCUCCGCCGUUUUGGCAGCUUCCAGAGAGGCCAGGCAGAGCCCAAGGUCAAGAGUGCCAUCCCCAAGCCUCCACGUCGGGCAUUGAGUCGGAACAAGGGCAGAUCCGGGCUGGCCUCUGGCUCUGCCAGUCAGAGCUCUGGCCCAGCCCCGAAUGAGGAGCCCGCUGGGGCCUCGCAGCCUGCAGGGACUGGGCCAGAGCAAGUGGCCAGUGGGCUGAGGGAUGGCAUCAAGAGCUCAGGGGGGGUCCAGGAGCUGGCUCCCGGUGGCCCCCCAAAACAGGAUCCCCAGAAGCUGGCUGACGAGGAAGGGCAGGAGGAGCCCCAGUAUGAGAAUGUUGCACCCAUCUCUGGGCCACCAGAGCCCUGAGGACCGUGAAUUUGGGGAGUGGGCAGGCUGUGGAUGGGGGGUAGGCACAAAACUGCCUCUGCAUCAGAUUGUAUUUUGUGCUGGAAAAAGGUCCCAGGGCCGGGAAAGACCUACCAGAACCUCUGCCCUUCCGUGGGGAAACAUCUGAGGUAGAGGCGAGUUGGCUCUGGGCCCUGGCGGUGUUCCAGGGAAGGUCUGGAAGGCGUGGGCAGAGACCCCACGGGAUGGGGUCAGGAAGGGGAGUGAGACGGCUGCAGGGACUUUUUUCUGUUGUCCUGGACUUUGCUUACCCCAAAAGGCUAUUCUUUCCUUCAUUUGCAAAAUAUUUUUCUGAACUGGAAAACAACCUAAAUGUUUGAUGAUAAAAGAUUGGUUAAAUAAAUAUUUUUUAUGAUGGGUUCCUAAUCAACCACGAAAAAUUAUGUUGUGUAAGAGAGCGAGAAAGAGAAACAUCGAUGGGUUGCCUCCCACAUGGCACCCCGACCAUGUGCUCGUACCCGCAACCUGGGUAUGGGCCCUGACCAGGAACUGAACCCGCCACCUUUGGUGUAAGGGACGAUGCUCCAACUGAGCCACACUGGCCAGGGCUUAUUUUCUUUUUAAGCUUUUGUAUAAUUUGCAUAUUCUCUAAAGUGAAUAUUCUUUUCAC
Molecule: messenger RNA, 3160 nt
Organism: Eptesicus fuscus (big brown bat)
Lineage: Eukaryota; Metazoa; Chordata; Mammalia; Chiroptera; Vespertilionidae
Gene: SCARF1
Product: scavenger receptor class F member 1
Exons: 11
Coding region: 19-2511 (830 amino acids)
Molecular function (GO): scavenger receptor activity
Source: RefSeq, a predicted model, not a curated record